AUGGCGUCUCUAGGCGCAUGCGCGUUCCGAUUCGCGCGGCGCUUUGUGGUUUUCUCGCUGGUUCUGGCGUCGCUCGCGUGUUUUGGUCAAGCGACCGAAGAUCUGGUCAUCGUCAGGGUAGAUCGUAAGAUCGACCUUCAGACCCAUCUUGUCCGCAAUUCCGCGACCCUAAAGGUGGAGAACGCGGGCUCGACACCUGUCUCCUCGGUCACCCUCGCGCUGCUCGUCCCGCCGCCCGGCCGCCUCGCCUUCGCCACAGCCGUUCUCCUUCAGGGCAAGGCCAAGAGCCGCACCUUCCAGGAACUUCCCCUCACUUCCACCACCCCGGAAUCUCCGGUCGAAAACGCGAUCUACUUUAAAGCCCAGCUGCCCGCGCCGCUAGAACCCGGGAAAACCGCGCAGAUAGAGUGUUACUUUGUGGUGAUUAACGCCCUCACGCCUCACCCGGCGGAAAUUUCCCAGGCGGACCCGCAGCUGGUGAUUUUCCGCGACUCGCACUACUUCACCUCUCCAUACCCCGUCCGAUCGCAGAGCACCGUUCUUCGCCUCCCCAGCCACCAGAUCGAGUCGUUCACGCCGCUGGAACCUUCCAAGAAGGCGGACUCGGAGAUUAAGUUGGGGCCGUACGAGGGGGUGGAUGCCGGAGAGGUGUCUGCGCUGGCGGUUCAUUAUGAGAACAACCGGCCGUUCCCGCUGUUUGAGCGCGCGGAGCGGGAGUAUGAGAUCUCGCACUGGGGGAACGUGUAUGUGACUGAGGACUAUCAUUUGGUGCACUCGGGGGCGAAGCACACGGGCAUGUUCUCGCGUCUGGACUAUCAGCACCGUCCCAUGGCCAUUGGAGUCUCGUCCCUGCGCGGACUCAUGGCAGUGCUGCCGGAGAGGGCGCACACGGUGUAUUACAGGGACGAGAUCGGAAAUAUCUCCUCCUCGCACCUCCGAUACCCGCCCAGAAAGGCCGAGCUGGAGAUCGAGCCUCGGUACCCGCUCCUGGGCGGGUGGUCCGUGACGUUCCGGGUGGGGUACAGCGUGCCUCUGGGCGACCUGGUCUCCAUCAGCACAGACGGCACUCGCAUGCUCAACGCCACCCUCGGCAGCCCCUUUGCUGACGUGCCCGUCAAGCACCUCACUGUCAAGGUGGUGCUUCCGGAGGGUUCAUAUGGCAUUUCUGCGGAUGUGCCCUUCCCAGUGGGCAAGAGCACCGAGACCAAGUACUCAUACCUGGAUACUGUGGGCCGCCCUGUUGUGGUGCUGGAUAAGAGGGACGUGGUGCCAGAGCAGGGGAUCAUGCACUUCCAGGUUAAGUACAAGUUCUCAAAGGUGGCUCUUCUCACGGAGCCGCUCCUCCUCAUCCUCUUCUUCUUCCUCCUCUUCCUCCUCUUCAUCGCCUACACACACUCCGAUCUCACCAUCUCCAAAACCGCCCCCGCCUACCUUGCCAAGCUUCACCAUGAGGAGUUUCUCGAUCUCAUCCAACGGCUCUCGCGCCUCGUGGCCGAUCGUGCGGCCCAGAUCGAGUCUCUGGACGCGGGGCUGCUGAAGCUGGGGAGGAGUGGGGAUGUGGCGGGGGCGAAGGCGGGGAGGAGGAAUGUCGAGACUGAGUUGAAGGAGAGUGGGAGGGAGAUUGCUGCUGUGGUGGUCAAGAUCGAGGCCCUUUCCAAGGUCCCUGCUGGUCCCCUGCGCACUGUGCUAACCUUGGUUGCAAAGGAGAAGGAGCGCGCAGAGAGGGCGGUGGCGAAGCACACGGUGGCGGUGGAGGCAUACGAGAAGAAGACCCCUGCCAAGGAGAUUGACGCCAAGAUUGGCCCGAUGCAGCAGCGUUUGGCGGCUCUGAAAGCAGAGAUUAAGGAACUUGUGAUGGCUCUGGAGGAGUGA
Messenger RNA from Closterium sp. Naga37s-1, 1872 nucleotides. NCBI's taxonomy places the organism in Eukaryota, Viridiplantae, Streptophyta, Zygnematophyceae, Desmidiales, Closteriaceae. The record is from the annotation of a GenBank genome assembly.